AGGAAAUUGUGGAUGAUUCUUCAAAUGCCGGUGAUGAAGAAUUCUCAAAGCUUUCUCGAAUGGCGGUUGUUAAGCUUCUCCAAACCACCUGAAUUUUCUGCAAGCUUAAAGAAAUUUCUAGAUACAGAGAGGCGGUGGUGAUUCUUCAGUAAUUAACAACUUUGUUUCAUUGCAAUAAACCCAUUAUUAUUAGCUUGUAAUUGAGGAUGUUGAGGCUUUAUUGCUUGCUAAUUCUUAUGCUAAAUUUAGCAUUAGCAGUCUUAUCUGUUGAUACGUAUAGCAAAGAGGACUUCCCUCCUGGCUUUAUUUUUGGUGCUGCUACCUCUGCUUAUCAGGUGGAAGGAGCAGCACAUGAGGAUGGUAGGAGUCCCAGCGUUUGGGAUACCUUUUCUCAUGGAGGAGGAGAUGUGGCAGUUGAUGAGUAUCACAAGUACAAGGAAGAUGUCCAACUUAUGGCUGAAACUGGAUUAGAUGCCUAUAGAUUUUCCAUCUCAUGGGCUAGGCUUAUCCCAAAUGGAAGAGGACCUGUCAAUCCAAAGGGCUUGCAGUAUUACAACAACCUCAUCGAUGAACUUAUUAGCCAUGGCAUCCAAGCACAUGUUUUCUUAUACAAUUAUGAUCAUCCACAAUCACUUGAAGAUGAAUAUGAAGGAUGGCUUAGCAGAAACAUUGUGAGAGACUUCACAGCUUAUGCAGAUGUGUGCUUCAGAGAAUUUGGUGAUAGGGUUUCGUUUUGGUCUACCAUAAAUGAGCCCAACGUCUUUGCAAUUGGUGGUUAUGACCAGGGAGUAGUGCCGCCGGGGAGAUGUUCUUACCCAUUUGGAUUAUGGAACUGCUCCAAAGGCAACUCCUCCACGGAGCCAUACUUGGCAGCUCAUAAUAUGUUGUUGGCACAUGCAUCAACUGUAAGAUUGUACAAGGAUAGAUAUCAGAGCAAGCAAAAUGGAGUUAUAGGAGUCACCCUCUAUGCCCUAUGGCUUGUCCCGCUAACUAACUCAACAGAGGAUGAAACUGCUGUACAAAGAGCCAUGGACUUCUUUAUUGGUUGGUAA
This is a messenger RNA of Hevea brasiliensis (rubber tree), 1052 nucleotides long. Its product is annotated as beta-glucosidase 11-like. Gene Ontology annotation, biological process: carbohydrate metabolic process. The record is from RefSeq and is a predicted model, not a curated record. Gene Ontology annotation, molecular function: beta-glucosidase activity. Lineage: Eukaryota; Viridiplantae; Streptophyta; Magnoliopsida; Malpighiales; Euphorbiaceae. Bases 207 to 1052 code for a protein of 281 amino acids. The transcript has 8 exons.